AUGACGAUGAUGAUGAUAAAUAUUAUAAAUUCAAAAGAUAAAGAAACAAGAGACAAGAUUAGAAACUUUAUUGGUGGAGCAGCUUCUGGUGUCGCUUGUACGGUGGCAGGUCAUCCAUUUGAUACUUUAAAGGUGCGUAUGCAAACAGAGGGUUCGACUGGUAGAUUCAGAGGUCUUACACAUUGCUUGCAAACCACUAUCAAACAAGAGGGUUUCUUGGCACUCUACAAGGGUGCCACGCCACCAAUGGUUGGUAUGGGUAUCAUCAAUUCUUGUAUGUUUGGAACACUUCAAAUUGUCAAGGGUUACAUUCAUCCAAACACCUCUACACCACUCUCCUUGCCCGAGGUAAUGGUAUCUGGUGCCAUCACAGGUUGGGUUGUCAGUUUCGUGGCCUGUCCAAUCGAAACUGUAAAGUCAAAGCUUCAAGUACAAUACCAAGGUGUCCAAUUAUACAGUGGACCAAUCGAUUGUAUUAAAAAGGUUGUCAAAAAGGAAGGUAUUCAAGGUUUAUAUCGUGCUUUAAUUCCAACUGGUUUCCAAAGAAAUUCAUUGUGGGCCUAUUUUGGAGGAUAUGAAUUAGCAAAUAGACAUUUAAAGGAUGAAAAUGGUAAAAUGACAGCUGCCAAAUCAUUUUUGGCUGGUGGUAUUGCAGGUACUGGUUUUUGGUGUACCAAUUUCCCAUUUGAUGUCAUUCGUUCACGUAUCAUGACCAUGCCAGACGAGACACCAAGACGUUACAGUGGCAUGGUUGAUUGUGCCAGAAAGAUUUAUGCUGUCGAAGGAUGGAAAGGAUUCUGGAAAGGAUUUACUCCAUGUCUUCUUCGUACUUUUCCAGCCAACGGUUGUACAUUUUUAGCUUAUGAAUUUGUAAUGAAAGUUUUAAUUCCACCAACUGAUUAA
This is a messenger RNA of Cavenderia fasciculata, 903 nucleotides long. RefSeq names its product mitochondrial substrate carrier family protein (gene mcfL). The transcript has 3 exons. Gene Ontology annotation, biological process: transport. Gene Ontology annotation, molecular function: transmembrane transporter activity. Lineage: Eukaryota; Evosea; Eumycetozoa; Acytosteliales; Cavenderiaceae. Bases 1 to 903 code for a protein of 300 amino acids. The record is from RefSeq and is a predicted model, not a curated record.